Molecule: messenger RNA, 726 nt
Organism: Penicillium mononematosum
Lineage: Eukaryota; Fungi; Ascomycota; Eurotiomycetes; Eurotiales; Aspergillaceae
Exons: 4
Coding region: 1-726 (241 amino acids)
Source: RefSeq, a predicted model, not a curated record
AUGACAGAUGCGGACUCUGCCAGCACACGCGCGUGCUGGAGGGACAAGCUGGUUUUCCUUGUGAAUGCUAAUGAGUGGGACUUUUUCAAUCAAUUUCACUUCACCGCAAUCCCGGGCGCGGAUAGUAACAACCUCUCCGGGGGUAAUGCAAUGACCGGAUAUGAGGACGCUGGCUAUAAGAAUGGCUACAAGUCGCCGGGCAUGUAUGAGAUUGAGAAGGACAGCAAUGCCGAUAAAUAUGGCAAGCGAGUGCGCUACCCUAGUUUCUUCAACAUCUCUGACAUUCCUGUGUGUGAGGGGCUGGCGAGAACAAAAGGAGAAAUCAUGGCCAAUCACCACGCAACCUCCCCAUUCUGGCCUUGCGAUGCGCCUGAGGGCUUGAACCAUGUGAACAACAGAUGGAUUACCGCCAAUGGCAAGACACCUGUCUGUGACACGUUCACGGUUGAUGACCCAGGAUAUGGUGACACGCUCUCGGCAACCCUCUAUGGACGAUUCGAUGGAGAAAACACCUCUGAAGCUACCGUCAAGGCGAAGUGCAAGAUUACUUUCUCCUGGCCGAAAUGGUGGGGCGAUAUGUGUUAUGGAGCGGACGGCAUGUACGAUGGCGAAUCCAAACCGUUCCCGGAUGCAGAUGGCAACCCCAUGUGUUGCAAGCAAGACGAUAACCUCACUGACAUGGUCACUAACCCAUACGUGGUUAGAGGCGCGUGUAAGCCGCACUGA